AUGCUGGCCGGGAGCGGUGGUGAUUGGCUGCGGCUUCUGCUCGGAGGAGGUUGGCGUCCAGUGCUCGUGUGGACAGGCGAGGGGGAAGGGUCACAGCGCCCGGCGCCGGGCACCGUCGAGGGUCACAUGAGGGGUGGGGACGAGGAGGUGAAUCACCAGGAGAAGGUAAUGCCCCCAAGAGCAGUGGCCAUGGAAACGACUUGGAUUGGAAAGGCCUUGACUGUGUUAGGCCUCAUUGCCGUUGUACAGGCCUCACCCAACAAGCGGGCACCACAGGCCUCUCUCGUCAAGGCCUUGGCCCUGGAUGAGGAGCCCUGGAACGUUCCCUACCUCCCCAGCUCCCUCAGGCCCAUCAACUACGAGGUGCAGCUGUGGCCUUGGCUGUUCCGGGAGAGCUCCUCGGGGCUCUACCUCUUCCACGGGCGGUCCAUUGUCACCUUCGAGUGUCUGGAGACGACCGACGUCAUCAUCAUCCACAGCAGGAUGCUCAACUACACCGAGCCGAUGAGGGUCUCCAGGGAAGACAACUCAACCAUCGGUGUGAAAAGCUACUGGGAGGAGAUGGCCAAUGAAUACUUGGUGCUGCUCCUCGGCAGCCCCCUCUGGAGGGGCAAGGUGUACAGGUUGCAGACAGCCUUCCGGGGGGAGCUGACAGAUGAGCUGCAGGGGCUGUACAGAUCCGACUAUGAGGAAGAUGGCACGACAAAAUUCCUCGCCUUGACGAUGCUGCAGCCGACUGACGCCCGGAGGAUAUUUCCGUGUUUUGAUGAGCCAGCACUGAAGGCGACCUUUGACCUGACGGUGAUACAUCGGCCUGACCACUCGGCAAUCUCCAACAUGCCCAUCAACAGGAGGUCGGAGAUGUGGAUUCGUGGACAGAUGUGGAUUGUAACGACCUUCGACCGCACAUUAAAGAUGUCAUCGUAUCUCCUGGCCUGUGUCAUAUCCGAGUUCCGGUUUAUCGAAGAGACUCAUCAUGGAGUUACGGAGCGGUGGACGCUGCCUGGGAACCGUGCGCAGACCCCGCAGGCUGUGUUUGUGGUGGUCGCACACCACUUUCAGCUGAACUUUCAGCCAGUGGAAGCCCUCGGGGUUGACGUUGUCGACCGCCUGUUGGCACGAGUGCAGUCAACGGCACCCGGCACCGGCGGAAAAUCCCAGAUCUGGUUUAAAGUUUGGGGCCGCAAGCAGCUGAUAGACGCUGGGCAGGGAGACCACGCUCUAAAGGCUGCUGCACAACUUCUUAACUUUUACGAGCAGAAAUACGACAUAUUCUACCCACUGACAAAGUUAGAUCUGGUUGCAGUUCCAAGCUUUGAGAGCGGGGGUAUGGAGAACUGGGGGAUGAUCAUCUUCAGGGAGAUCAACCUGCUCUACGACCCGAAGGAGGACUCGGAGGGGAGUCAGCAGAACAUGAUAUUAGUCCUUGCCCAUGAGCUGACACACCAGUGGUUUGGGAACCUGGUGACAAUGAAAUGGUGGAACGACAUCUGGCUGAACGAGGGAGUGGCCACUUACUUCAGUUACCUGGGGAACAGUUUCAUUAACCCCGAAUGGGCUGUGGACCCUGUCUUCGUAGGGAGAAGUCUGGUGGCCGCCCUGUCAUCCGAUGCCUUGGCCAAUUCCCACCCGCUGUCCCCGAAGCAACAGGAAGUCUCCACCAUUGAGCACAUCAGCCAGCUCUUCGAUGACAUCACAUAUGAGAAGGGUGCUUCAGUUCUCCGAAUGGUCUCCAACUUCCUGUCAGAGAAAGUGUUCCUAAAAGGCCUGGUGAGCUACCUGAAGGAAUUUAGCUUCAAGACAGCCACCUACGCUGACCUCUGCGCUCAUCUACAUGAGGCUUUAAACAAUCAAUUGACAGUGAAGUUGCCCAGCAACCUGAAGCCCAUCCUGGACACGUGGAUCUUACAGAUGGGCUACCCGGUGGUCACCAUAAACACCACUUCCGGCCUCAUCACCCAGAAACACUUCCUCCUGGAUGGCAGGGCCAAUGUCACAAGGUCAUCAAACCUUGGGUAUAAAUGGUACAUCCCGAUCACAUGGCAGAAGAACAGCAGUGUUCAGGACACAGUCUGGAUCAGCAGAACCAAUGCGAUGUUUGUCGAGCAGAUGCAGGUGAACGAUCAGACCUGGAUUCUAGCCAACAUCAACGCUGUCGGCCUUUACCGGGUUAACUACGACAACGACAACUGGGACAAGUUGCUGAUCUUACUCAUGAGGAACCGUGAUGUGAGUGUGUCGAUCUUCUCGUGGAACAAUUGCGGAGUUGGGGGGAGCAGUCAGGUGCUCGGGAGGGCUGGGUUCACCCAGGAGGUGGUGAGUGGAAUCGCUUGCUCCAACGGCCUGGAAGAAUGCAACAGGAAGGCCAAAGGCCUGUACUCCCGCUGGAUGGCUCAACCAGACGUCAACUCGAUCCCUCCCAGCCUCCGCUCGGUGAUUUACUGCCGGUCAGUCUCCGAGGGUGGGGAAGCUGAGUGGGAAUUUGCCUGGAGGAUGCUUGAGCGGGCCACCACCGCUGUGGAGGCCCAGAACCUGCGAUACAGCCUGGCCUGCAGUGUGGACGAUGAACUCCUGACCAGGCCGCAGGCUUAUCACUAUAAACAAUACCUCCAUGCCUCACAUCUCAUGUUGCUCACUAGGCCACAGGCUUAUCACUAUGAACAGUACCUCCGUGCCUCACACCUCGUGUUGCUCACUAGGACGCAGGCUUAUCACUAUGAACAGUAUCUCCGUGCCUCACAUCUCGUGUUGCUCACUAGGCCGCAGGCUUAUCACUACGAACAGUACCUCCGUGCCUCACAUCUCAUGUUGCUCACUAGGCCCCAGGCUUAUCACUACGAACAGUACCUCCGUACCUCACAUCUCAUGUUGCUCACAAGGCCGCAGGUUUAUCACUAUAAACAGUACCUCCGUGCCUCACAUCUCAUGUUGCUCACUAGGCCCCAGGCUUAUCACUAUAAACAGUACCUCCGUGCCUCACAUCUUGUGUUGCUCACUAGGCCCCAGGCUUAUCACUAUAAACAGUACCUCCGUGCCUCACAUCUUGUGUUGCUCACUAGGCCCCAGGCUUAUCACUAUAAACAGUACCUCCGUGCCUCACAUCUUGUGUUGCUCACUAGGCCGCAGGCUUAUCACUAUAAACAGUACCUCCAUGCCUCACAUCUCGUGUUGCUCACUAGGCCACAGGCUUAUCACAAUGAGCAGUAUCUCCGUGCCUCACAUCUCGUGUUGCUCACUAGGCCGCAGGCUUAUCACUAUGAGCAGUACCUGAGUUUCACCUUGAUGCCGUGGAAGAUUAAGCAGCAAGAUGCUCUAGCCACCAUUAUCUUGGUCGCCCAAAAUAUCAAUGGGAAGAAGCCGGCGUGGGACUUCAUCAAGGACAACUGGGCGUCCAUCGUUUCCAAGUUCAAGAUGACCGAGGUGAUUUUGGGCCUGCUCGAUGGCGUGACCUCCAGAUUCUCCACCGACGAGGACCUGCAGGAGCUGAAGGCCUUCAAACUGACCCUCGAGGCCAGCGGGUACCAAUUCGCCAGCCGCAUCCUGACCAAGGCGAUCGAGAGGACCACCUCCUACAUCCAGUGGAGGAAGGACAACGAGGGGGAGAUUUACCAAUGGGUCCACAACAACCUGUGAAAGCCCCGGGGGCGCUGACCAACCCCUUCCCCUCGUGCUCUGCUGGGGCCUUUGCCCCGUUUCCACCCCC
Molecule: messenger RNA, 3703 nt
Organism: Carcharodon carcharias (great white shark)
Lineage: Eukaryota; Metazoa; Chordata; Chondrichthyes; Lamniformes; Lamnidae
Product: aminopeptidase N-like
Exons: 20
Coding region: 1-3633 (1210 amino acids)
Biological process (GO): proteolysis; peptide catabolic process
Cellular component (GO): cytoplasm
Molecular function (GO): metalloaminopeptidase activity; peptide binding; zinc ion binding
Source: RefSeq, a predicted model, not a curated record